ACUACCUUUAGUUGGUUAAUGAAUCCUGAUAUUUUUCUCAUUCUCCUUUGCUUCCACAUUGGAACCCUAAUCCUUAAAUCCGAUUGAAUGGAGGGAGGAGUGUUAUCCGCGAAUGACCAACAGAGCUUGGUCUCUUCCUUCCUCGAGGUCGCUCAGGGACAGACUGCUGAGACUGCCAGACAGUUUCUCCAGGCCACAAGUUGGAAACUAGAAGAAGCUCUUCAGCUGUUCUUGAUAGGAAGUGAAACUGGAGCAGUGCCACCUUCAUCCCACACUCCACCUCAUUCCUGGACUGAUCAACCUUCAAUUGAACCAAGGAAUGAUACUGCAAAUGAAACUAGUGGCUACAAUGUUGCAGAAGAAGUACGCCCUCCCUUACCAGUCAUAAGGGAAACUCUUUAUGAUGAUGCAAUGCUCUAUGGAGCAUCAAGGAUUGCACUUGGUUCACAAGAACCAAGCUCUCUAAUUGCAUUUCGUAAUUUUGAAGACGAAAUGAGACGUCCAGGGGUUUGGGAGUCAGAGCAAGGUGCUGUUUCAAUGCCAGAGAGUUCUCGGGAUAAUCUUGCUUCACUGUAUCGCCCUCCAUUUCAUCUAAUGUUCAAUGGUCCUUUUGAAAAGGCAAAAGAUGCUGCUUCCAUUCAAGAUAAAUGGCUGUUGGUGAACAUACAAUCUACCAAGGAAUUCAGCUCACAUAUGCUUAAUCGGGAUACAUGGGCCAAUGAAGCUGUUUCUCAGACCAUUACUACGAACUUCAUAUUCUGGCAGCUGGUGGAGACAGCAAGGCUCAUCAAUUGCACAGAUUUAGUGAGUCCUUACAUUUCUCUUAGAUUCACUUCUUAG
Molecule: messenger RNA, 840 nt
Organism: Gastrolobium bilobum
Lineage: Eukaryota; Viridiplantae; Streptophyta; Magnoliopsida; Fabales; Fabaceae
Product: plant UBX domain-containing protein 7-like
Exons: 7
Coding region: 88-840 (250 amino acids)
Biological process (GO): proteasome-mediated ubiquitin-dependent protein catabolic process
Cellular component (GO): nucleus
Molecular function (GO): ubiquitin binding
Source: RefSeq, a predicted model, not a curated record